AUGACGACGGCUUCUUGUGUUUUUGAGGACCGUUUCCUCGUGAGAUCAAUUGAUAAUUCUAAAUUUGAACGUGUUUCAAGACUUAGUGCUAAAAGUACUGGUUUUGACGCCGAAUUACUACUCGAUUAUAAUUCUGACCUUCUUCAAGUUUAUAAUAAACAAGUAUUGCAUAUUUUAAUUACAAAUUCACUGCUCCCUAGCGGCUCCGACGUGAAUUUGAGUGAGUCAGUUGACAUUCCCAGCCUACUUGGCGACUAUGAGUACGCAAUGUACGGCAAAAUAUUCAAAUUCGAAGAAGUUUCUUCCGAAACUAGAACAAUAUAUGCAUCGUUCGGUGGACUAUUGAUGUCGUUAACAGCUGACAAACAGGUGGUAGCAGACCUUGAUUUGGACAUGAAAAUAUACCUUUUAGUUCGAAGAAUCUCAUCUAAUCGCUAA
Messenger RNA from Theileria annulata, 438 nucleotides. Its product is annotated as DNA-directed RNA polymerases i, ii, and iii 17.1 kDa polypeptide, putative. Gene Ontology annotation, molecular function: DNA-directed RNA polymerase activity. Gene Ontology annotation, biological process: DNA-templated transcription. The transcript has 3 exons. The record is from RefSeq and is a predicted model, not a curated record. The coding region runs from base 1 to 438 and encodes 145 amino acids. Gene Ontology annotation, cellular component: RNA polymerase II, core complex; RNA polymerase III complex; RNA polymerase I complex. Lineage: Eukaryota; Apicomplexa; Aconoidasida; Piroplasmida; Theileriidae.